Molecule: messenger RNA, 4668 nt
Organism: Procambarus clarkii (red swamp crayfish)
Lineage: Eukaryota; Metazoa; Arthropoda; Malacostraca; Decapoda; Cambaridae
Source: RefSeq, a predicted model, not a curated record
AUGUGGCAAGAUGCAAGAUCAAAAGGAAAGUCUAAAAUAAUUUGCAACCGUAUCAGUGCUGCUGCAUUAUACAUGUUACUUUUUACCAAGUGGAAAACCCAUUGUAACGAGAGACUUUCUGUUGUUGCAGGAGUAUUGCUGCCUGUGGCCAGGUCCUCGGCCAGCAUCCUCCCUGGAGGCGUCACAGAGCAGGCUAUGAGUGACAAUACCCACCGUGCUUCUCUGGUGCAAGCCGCCUACAAGAACAGCCUGCCUGUCUACGCGCAGUCUGGGUUGGUGGGGGACGCGGAGGGUGAAGACCUAGCCACCACAGCUGACGGAGGAGUCUCCUGUCCGCCCGGGAUGUGGUGUUCGAACGGAUCACGAUGUGUUCCCCAGAACGCCACGUGCUCCGGUCUUGCUGAGUGCCCAGACGAGUCGAACGAGGCCGUCACUCUAUGCGGUUGCCUCCCGGAUGAGUACCAGUGUCGGAACACCUGCAUCGACGCCCUCAAGAGGUGUGACACCGAGAGCAACUGUGAUGGAGGCGAGGACGAGCAGCACUGUGAGACGUGGGUGUGUCCAGCCUCCCACUACAAAUGCACCAACGGCCUGUGUGUCCCCUCCUACGCUGUCUGUAACUUCGUCGACGACUGUCACGACAACUCCGACGAGCAACAGUGUCACUACCGCAAGUGUUUCUACGGGGAGUUCCGGUGCGCCAACGGCGAGUGUGUCCGCCCCGGGCUGGUCUGUGACGGACACAAGGACUGCAUUGAUGGCACUGACGAGACCCAGUGCCAGCCAGAGGACUUCGUCGUGUGCGCCUCCAGGAGACGGGUCCACAGAUUCUUCUGGUGUGAUGGCUGGCCUGACUGUGCCGACACCCACGCUGACGAGCUGAACUGUGGGGAGUGCGAGGAGCAUCAGUUCCGGUGCCCCGACAGUCAGUGCGUGUCGGCGGGCAACGUCUGCGACUCCCAGUGUGACUGUACUGACUGUGCCGACGAGAGAGACUGCGGCCGCUUCUAUACCAGAGUCUCCGGUGUGGCGGUGUGUGAGGUCGGGCAGGCCAUCACGUGUGUGGUGUCGGCCAACCAGCGCCACAAGGACAGGUGUGUGGCCGCCGACCGUCUCUGUGACGGAUUCAACCACUGUCACAACGGCGACCAGCUUUCUGAUGAGACGGGGUGCGCCCUCAUUGACGAUGAGCGUGAGGCGUGCAGGGGGGCGGGGCAGGAGGGGGCGUGGUUCACCUGCUCUGAUGGGCGGUGUCUCCCUGCCAGACUUCGCUGUGAUCGCAAGAUGGACUGUCUUAAAGGCGAAGACGAGUCUGACUGUGUGACGGUGGAGUGUGCGGCGGGAGAGUGGCAAUGCGUCAGUGGGCAGUGCAUCUCCGAGGCUUUGCGCUGCGAUCUCCACUUCGACUGCUACGACAAGACCGAUGAACUCAACUGCAGUAGUGACCAGUGCGGGUCAGGUCAGGCCAAGUGCCACACCGGCCAGUGUCUGCCACUCAGCUACUGGUGUGACCACAUCCCUGACUGUCCAGACCAGUCCGACGAGCUCUACUGUGGUGAAAAAGGUUCAGAGUGCGGCCCCGAAGAGUUCUUGUGUGCGAGUGGGCGUCAGUGUAUCCCCAUGGCGGACAACUGUAUAGUGCCCACUGACCGCCACCACGGGUGUGCUGAUGGCUCCCACCUGCACCACUGUAAGCCGGUGAAGUGCCCAGCUGGAAUGUUCAAGUGCCGCUCUGGACCGUGCCUGGACGCCGCCCGUCAGUGUGACGGGAACAUUGACUGUCCCGAGACCUGGGACGACGAAGACUUCUGUCCGUUUCAGUGCUCGAGGAAGGUGCCAGAGUGCCAGUGCUACCACCUGGAGGCCAACUGCUCAGGCCUCGCACUCAAGUACUUCCCAGACAUUGAGGACAACAUCAAUCGCCUCAUCUUGGCGAACAACAACCUCAGCGUGACCCUACAGGAGAUGCCCAUCGAAGGCCACGACAACAUAGUCUACCUCGACCUGUCAAGGAACAAUAUCCAACACCUCAAGAACGGGACGUUCAGGCACCUGUGGAGGCUCCGUAUUCUCCUUCUUAGCGACAACAACAUCACUGCCCUAACGGAGGGCGCCUUCCUCGGCCUCCACAACCUUCGCACCCUGCAUCUGAAUGGUAACCUGAUUGGCUCCCUCGGCAGCCUGGCCUUCUACGGCCUGGGCGCUCUCCCUAUACUGGACCUCAGCCACCAGCUACUGAGCCGUGUGUUUCCAGGGGCGUUUGUGGGACUCCGGAACCUCACCACACUAACUCUCUCCCACAACCAGCUGACGGUCCUGGACGACGCAGCCUUCACUGGCCUUCGCAAUCUCAAGAAACUAGACGUGACCCACAAUGCUAUUGUGACCCUCAGUGACAAGCUGCUUCACCAUAUACCUGGCCUUACCCACCUGGAGACGGACGAGUGGCGGCUGUGCUGCCUGGCCCGGCACGUCGAGAAAUGCCUGCCGGUCGCUGACGAGUUCUCCUCGUGCGAGGACCUCAUGUCCAACCUGGUCCUGCGGGUGUGUAUCUGGAUCCUCGGCUUCGUGGCUCUCCUCGGCAACUCCUUCGUCAUCAUCUGGAGGAGCGUGUACUCCAGCGGCAACAAGAUGCACUCAUUCCUCAUCGUGAACCUGGGCGUGGGCGACCUCCUGAUGGGGGUGUACCUGUUGAUCGUGGCGGCGGUCGACCUCCAGUACCGCGGAGUCUAUGCCGCCUAUGAGCUCUCCUGGAGGACCUCUUCCCUCUGCCAGCUGGCUGGCUUCAUCAGCACCUUCUCCUCCGAACUCUCCGUCUUCACUCUCACGGUCAUUACCGUGGACCGCCUCAUCGUUAUCAAGUUCCCCUUCGGCGUGAGGCGGAAGGAAGGCAGUGUUAUCAGGAUGGUGAUGGCAGGGGUGUGGCUGGUGGUGGGUCUCCUGGCUGCCCUUCCUCUCACUCGCCUCCAGUACUUCAGCAACUUCUACGGUCGCUCGGGAGUGUGUCUGGCGCUGCACAUCACCAACGAGAAGCCCAGCGGCUGGGAGUACGCCGUUGUCGUAUUCCUCGUUGUGAACUUGGUGUCGUUUGGAGUGAUGGCCGUGAGCUACGUGCUGAUGUACGUGGCUGCCCGGGACACGCACUCUGCGGCACGCACGGACACGGACGCCCGUAACGGCCACGGCGCCAUGGCCAAGAGGAUGUCACUGAUUGUGGCUACGGACGCCGCCUGCUGGCUCCCUAUAAUCUUCCUAGGCAUCGCCUCCCUGUGUGGUGUCACCAUCCCUCCCAGGGUGUUCUCAUGGAUCGCUGUGUUCGUGUUGCCGCUGAACGCCGCCAUCAACCCCGUGCUCUACACACUCUCAACAACGCCCGUCAGGAAGAAACUCUCACACCUGCGUCAGACUGUCAGCAGCAGGAACACGCUGUCAGCGUCAGCGAUGUCAGGGAGUCGUGUGGCGUCGUUGUACAAGGUCCGGGGGUCCACGGACGUCACGGACAUCGUCCGGCAAGGCGACACUAAUGGUCGCUCCUCCGUCGCCACGUCUCCGACGUCAGUGUUCACGACGUCCACCUCACUCUCCCCAGAGGCUAUCCCGUACGUGUUUACGUCUCCAGAGGUCGAACCUCAAGAGGUGGUUCCCAACGGCCCGGGGUCAUCUCUUCUGCUGUCUGUGAGCGGCGCGGCGGAGAGAGUUCCCGUCAGUCUUUGUCCUCAUGAUUCACUCUCUGCACAAGAAUGUCACCAGAGUCAAGGUCCCAGGGGGCUGGAAUUCGUGCCCCUUGAGGAGCUGGCAAUCACCCUCCCUGGGGCCAAGAAGGCCUCGAGCCGCAAGAUAAAUCGCAGAAAAAAUCCCUCGGACAAUCGAUACGACUAGAUAGUUACCUAGAUGGCACCUUGUCAAUUGUAUCAAAUGAGUAUGUUUGUGUGUAUUCAAUAUAUGUAUUUGUUUAUAUUUUCUAGUGACUGCAUUGUGUAAUUACUUAAUGUCAUUGAUCGCACAGUCAAGUCAAUAUAUAUGUAAAGUGUUUUCGGUUUCAAUAUUGAAGACAAUACAAUGGGCAUAACUGACAGUGGUGUAAUUAACACGGAAUGUCAUUCCCUACUCAGGUAGGUCUUCAACCUGACAAGGUCACUCAACCAUCGCUCGACGUAGGUCCAUUACCUGGUCACUCCUUCCUUCAAUCGGUUUUCGAGAGGUAGGGUAUCAUAUUUCUCAGAAGUGCUAAAUUAGUAUGAUUCUACAGCAGCACUAGGAAGGAAUAUGUGGAGAGAAUAAGCCAUGGAACCGAGUCAUGCUUCCCGUUCUCAAUACCUUCUUAUAAUAGUAUCAGGAUAUAGCCGUAAUACAUAAAUAUGUAUGAUAUCUUUAUCGAAUUAAAAUUUAAGGAAACUUUUUCACCUGGUGUAUAUUUCAGAUUUUAAUAUUCUGUAAAUUUAGCUCUUUAUCCACUUCCUAAAGUGCACUGUUGUAUCUUAUCACAAUAACACAGUGGAGAAGGUUAUGUAUGGUCACAGAUCUACCAGAUAUAAUAAGCUAGUUUCACGAACUUUAAAAUUAAUAUAAUUCUGCCUCUUCCAUGACUUCCUUAGAGACAGUAUAUAGAAAUAGGAAUAUUUUCUUAUCCUCAUCAACUUAGAUUUUAUAUAUAUGAAUAUAUAAAUA